Callorhinchus milii (elephant shark) is the source of this 3602-nucleotide messenger RNA. It is a transcript of the gene tsga10, whose product is annotated as testis specific, 10. Bases 97 to 2703 code for a protein of 868 amino acids. The record is from RefSeq and is a predicted model, not a curated record. The transcript is spliced from 20 exons. Lineage: Eukaryota; Metazoa; Chordata; Chondrichthyes; Chimaeriformes; Callorhinchidae.
AGGAGGAGAGCCACUGACUCGGGGCCACGGGACGGGGAGGGAGGCAGAGAGAGAGAGAGAAAAUCAGGCCGUUUCUCUGCCCUCUCUCGCUCGAUCAUGUCUUUGGCGCUGCCUUCGCGCAGAUGGAGUUGGGCCGCCUGUGACUUGAAGAUUGAGCAACUACAGAAGACCAACCAAACUCUGGAUAAACAAAUCCAGGACUUGUUACUAAAUAAAGAAGAUGUAACCCGUCAGAUUGAACUUGAAAGGCAAGAGAGAGACAUUGCUGUUUUGGAGCACGCCAUCUUAAAGCUCAGAUCAGAUACAGUAAAAUCCAAGAACCAACUUGAAGAAAUCCGAGUGGAAUUACGAGCAAAGAUCGAAGGGAACAAUGAGCUGAAUGAGGCACUGAAUCAACAAAAACAUAAAUUUGAGGAAAUCGGUGGCACAGAAAUAGAAUUAGUUUCAGAAUCUGGAAGCACUGAAACUGAACAGGGUUCAUGUUUGCCAGAUAAGUCUCUUUUUCUUGUGAAUACCUUCGUGAAGGACUUGGAACAAGAAAGAAAUUUCUAUAAAGCGGAGGUAGAUUACUUACUAAAGAUGUUGAGAAACAAAAGUUGCGGCCAAAGCAACCCCUCGAGAGGACGUAGUCCAGUGCACUCACCACCUGUAAAGGGAGGAAGUUAUGAGUCUGAGCUAAUAUGCAUCAUCAAGGAGCGCGAUGAUCUUCAAAACAUGUUAAAUAAAUAUGAAAGGCACAUGGCAGAAAUCCAGUCAAAUGUCAAAGUAUUAACUGCAGAGAGAGACCAAAACAAACUGUUUUUUGAACAGGCCCAGGAAGAGCUUGAUAGACUACACAGAGAUGGUGUCAAGGCCCCGAGGUGUCCAAAAAACAGUCUAACAGCGCAAGAUAUUCUUCGGCGUUUGGAAUGUGAGCGGGAUGAAGCUGCCGCAGACCUAAGAAGAAUGAUUACAGAACGUGACAGUCUAAGGGAACGAUUAAAGAUUUCCCAAGAGGCAGCAAUUAACGAGAGAGCGCAUCUGGAGCAGAGAAUAGAAGAUCUGAAGUCCUCAUUGCAUUCAUUGGAAAGUGAAAGGUUAGAACAUCGAUCGAGGCUGACUUGUCUGAAAGACAGUGUGACUUCCCUUGAGGAAGAGGUCAAAAUAUUGGCUAGAAAGUCGGCUGACACUGAAGAUGAACUAUGCAGACAGAGAUCGGAAAACAAUCAAAUCAGGUUACUAAUGGACCAAACAGAAGAUACUCUUGGUGAAACCCAGCGUCGCUUAUCAUUAAAAUGCACUGAUCUGCAACUUGCACAGGAUAAAAAUGCUCGACUCUGUGAAAAGAAUGAUGAAUUGAACAGACAGAUUGCUUGUCAUCAAGAAGAAUUAAACUCAAUUCGAUCCGAUGCUUAUGACUUUGAUAAACAGAAGAACUGUCUGCAAGAGCUUGUGGAUGAAAAGACCGAGACAAUCACCUCCUUAGAAGAAAGCCUCCACCAGAAAAAGAAAAUCAUCAUUGAUCAUGAAAUAAACCUAAAUGAAUUAGAGUCAACUGUAGAACAAUUGAAUGAAACUGUGAACAGUAAAGACAAUGAAAUUUGCAAUCUCAAGCGUCAGUGUGAUGCCUUGAAUAGUGAAAUUGCUGAAAUGAGUCGAUUACGAGACUCAACAUGUCGGGAAAGUAACCAUCUACACGAACAGUUAUCAAAAAUAAAAUAUGACUCGCAGGGAGCAAACCGAAAACUAGAAGAAUCUACGCAGGAGAUUAAGGAGUUGAAAAUAAAGGUACAGGAUUACAUCACUGAGGUCUCCAAGGUAGAGAAUUUGCUUAAUGCCAAGGAAACAGAGAAUUUUAAUUUGAUGGAACAAUAUCGUAGAGCAAAUUCACAGGUAGAGACCUGGGAACUGAAAGGUCGCCAGAUGGAAGGAGAGAAUAAUUCACUUCAACUGGAGCUUACUUCUUUUAAAGCUGAAAACCGAAGGAUGUGUGAAAGACUUCAGAGUCUUGAAAAAGAAAUCGAGGAGCAAGAGGCUGCUAGGAACGCCUAUAAGGCCCAGGUUUGCUCACUUAACAAGUUGAUAGUGAAAGUGGAAAACGAGCUCCGACAGGUACAGUGUGAAAAGUCCUCGGUCCUCACUGACCUGACUACCACUCAAGAGCUGUGUUUGAAGCUGGAUUCCAACAAAGAAAUGAUGAUGAGGCAGGUGUCCACCAAAAACAAGGAGAUGGAGCAAGUUCUAAGUGAACAUGAGUCAGCUCGUUCUGAAAUAGAGCUCUUAAGAAAUCAGCUGGCAAGUGAGAGAACUGCUAUUAAAAAUCUGGAAUCCUUACUUGCAUCCAAUCGAGAGAAAAAAUAUCAAAGCCAAAUGGCUACUCAGGAGAAAGAAGCUGAAAUUCAACUCUUUAAAGAUAAACUUUCCUUGGCUGAGAGCAAACUGACAUCGCAGUCACGUGAAAUGGCUCAGCUAAGGAGUAAAGCUGCAAUGCUUGAAUCCGAGCUGGAAAUGGCUAAACGGCAGUUGGGAACUGAACGCUUUGAAAGGCAAGUAGAGUGUGCUGUGCAGGAGCUUCGUCGACAUGGCCCCUCAUAUCGAUGCUCAUCCCCACCUCAGCCUUCUUUGAGUCCAAUUUUACAUUCAACAGAGCGUUCUAGCCGCCGAUCUCCAGACUGCUCCUUAAACCGAUCACUGAACAGGGCAUCAUCUUUGAAGGAAUUUUGAAGUAGUGAAUGUUUAUCUCUGCGUUUGUUUGAUCAAUAAAUUCGGAAGGAAUACGAAGCUUUGUGAUUUUCAUGACGAAGACCCCUGAUUGUAUUACCUCGAGGGAAUUCUAUAUUAAUCCACUUUGUCUGAAUCUGUGUGUUAAUGAAUUAAGCAGUACGCUUUCAUCUUAAAUGCCAGAGAAAUGUACCUUCAUCCCAGCUUGUGUGUUUUUUUUCUCUGGAAUUGGAAAUGGAAAGAGUUGCAAAAGAAAAGCUUUUUUUAAAAAAAAAUGCGAGCUAUUCAUUCAUGAUCACAUAAUCUAUAGGCAUUUUUUUGCAUCUUUACAUCCUGUAGUUUGACUUGUUAAUACAGUACCCUGAACUAGACGGACACACAGAUCCCUCAUCUGUCAAAUGUUGCCAAUAAAUCCAUUGAAAGAUAAAUCACUUGUACACAGUGUUUUCUAUAGUCAGUAGAUGAAAAUAGAUCAGGAGCUAUUCACGUUUUCAACCUAAUUUCAGAAACAAUGUCAUUGUAUUCAUUUGAUUUAAAUAUAACCAGCGUAGAUUAUAUUUAAAAAUUGUAUUAUGAUCUGUCAUUUAGUGAGAUACAGAUAACUUUUGUGAGGGACUGGAAUUUCUUCCCAGAAGAAAAAUUAAAUGUUUAGUAAUAGUCACAAUGUAUAUUUAAGGAAGUGAAAGGUUAUUUUGCUGUCCAUAUUUUAGAGUGUACUACUGUAGGGAGUGGUCAUAUGCAGGUUGUAAUGUAAAAUAAUUGGCACAUGCACACAGGGAUUGGCACACUUCACAGAAGUGUCAUACCAUGUCUUGGACUUGUAUUUAGAUCCAGCUCAAAGGGAAAAAAAUUAGCCUGCUAUAAAGGAUUUAACUACUUAAUAAUAAUCCUUGCAUUUGAUA